Candidozyma haemuli is the source of this 972-nucleotide messenger RNA. RefSeq lists its product as uncharacterized. The record is from RefSeq and is a predicted model, not a curated record. Bases 1 to 972 code for a protein of 323 amino acids. The transcript has a single exon. NCBI's taxonomy places the organism in Eukaryota, Fungi, Ascomycota, Pichiomycetes, Serinales, Metschnikowiaceae.
AUGAUUUUUACAGAAUUGCCUGAAAGUAUCAUCGACAGAAUCCUCUUCUUCGCUUUCCUUGAAGGCGGCUUGGAAGCCGUGGUCAACCUUUCACUUACUUGUUCCACUCUACGCAAACAAGGAAACGCUUUUCUCUAUUCAGCCAUUCCACUUGUGGUUCGUGACAAGCCACUGUCUCAGUCUAAAUCUUAUGAAAUGUUGGAUAAUAUCGAGCCCUUGUGCCGCUUGCUUUCACGCGAUCUUCGUCUUUAUGACUAUAAGAACCAACCACUUUCGUUUGAUGGUUUCCAGUGUUUGAGCACAUUGACCGUGGAAGCUAGGGAUCUUUCUUUCCUCGUUAAACUAGCUCCUUUGGAGAGACUUCGUUCUUUUACGAUCGUUUAUGACCAUAAGAAAUUCGAUAGGAAGCAUGUGGCGAAGAUGAGACAAGAAAUGGAGGGUAUGGGUGAAGAGUUGGCGAUUCCAGCCUUGGAAGUGUUUAGAGUUUCGUCUGCAAAACCAAAAGUCGAUACGCCAUUUAGGAACUUGAUUUCGCCUAACUGGAAAAACCCUCGAGGCGUCGAGGACUACGAUAAACAGUUCUCUUCGUCUACAUGGUCCAAGUACGCCCUGGCCUUCCAAGGGAAGCACAAGAACCUCGGCGCCAUAUUCUUCAUGAUCUUGGAAAAUACCAAAAAGAGUAUAAGAGUUGCAGAGAUCCUUGGAAUUGACUUUUCGUUCAUUAUGUCCAGAGAACGUACGCUUAAGUUCUCUCGAGACUGUAACCUUAUUCUUAACAAUCCUUCAAUCAUACAUGCUUAUUCGUGGAUGGAACGAGUAAAAUCCAAGAAGAGAUUGACGAUUUUGAUUGAAAACAGAAUUACCAGUACUGUUCUGGUUGUGGUGAAGAAAAAGAAUAAGGAGCCUGUUACCCUGGUGAAGGAUCUGGGUCUUUUGGUUGAAAUGAGGAACAGAAUGAACGCCUGGGUGUAG